Messenger RNA from Trichoderma asperellum CBS 433.97, 1099 nucleotides. The record is from RefSeq and is a predicted model, not a curated record. Lineage: Eukaryota; Fungi; Ascomycota; Sordariomycetes; Hypocreales; Hypocreaceae.
ACUUGGACAGAGACCAGUUAGAGCAGCCUAGGACACCGACAGGUGAUGCAACGCAUUCGAGUGGCUAACGGCGCCUAGGCGAUCUUCGGACCAUCGUACUAGCAGUUCUAGCGGCCGGCUCGAAGCAGAUGACUGAGUAAUUGUACAUCCAUCCAAGUCCAUGAGAGAAAGGAGGUGAAAAAGACGGUCUGUCGCUCGGGGCGGCCGAGUAAUGAAUGGCCUGGACGCCUGGACGCCUGGACGGCGGAUGAGGCGCGUGAAUGCUACUUCCACGAGCCUUGGAGGGCAGAGAGAAGUCCGUAAGCCCAUUGGGUAUCGCGAGCCUGUUGGCCCCGUUGAUGCCUGGGUCCUCUAAUUCGCCCUUCUGUCGGGAGUCUGAUAAAGCGUACGUGCUGCUUUCCUGGCCCCCCUGUCGAGUUUUGACGUGUUGGGAGCUGCAGAAGCAGAGACAGAAGCAGAGAGAGACACACAGAGAUAGACGCGAUGAUGAUGAUGUCAAAGGCCAGGCGAUCUCGCAGCGCUGCAGCAGCCAGGAGGAGUCAUCUCCGCAGCGAUGCUGCACAUCCGUUGGGCAUGAUGCAACCUGCGUAUGGCGAGCUGUUCAUGCAGAGUUUAGAGGAGCAUCGACACGAUGGGUACUAACAAGAGUACGGAAUAGUGGCAAACCUUUUUCCUUCUUCCUUUAUUUCUUAUUUUUCUCUUUUGCCGCUGCCGCGAAAAAAAAAGGUCGAGCGAGACCCAUCGAGGACCCUGGAUUUUCAUCAUCGAGAGCUCUGGCCCUCACGAGAUCAGCACUGCUGUGGAUAUGGGCCCGAACAAGACGAUGCGCCGUGGCAGGCCUGGUCAUUCGGUCGAGGAACCAUCUUAUAGCGCGCAUCAAGCCAAGCGGGGGUGGAUAAUAAUAUAUAAGCGGACGGCAAGCAGAUGCAAGAAAGGGAUGGUGGAGGGGGCCGAAAAGCGCCGCCAACGUCCAAGCCAGCCAGCCGCCGACUCCAUAAUAAACUUGCGCUUGCCGGCUUGCCUGCAUUCACCGCAUUUUCGUAGCUUGUGUUUCAUAACUGCUCAACAAGACCGGAGCAAGGCCCUUCCUUGCGAGGUG